This is a messenger RNA of Triticum turgidum subsp. durum (durum wheat), 1008 nucleotides long. The record is from the annotation of a GenBank genome assembly. Lineage: Eukaryota; Viridiplantae; Streptophyta; Magnoliopsida; Poales; Poaceae.
AUGGAUGCCGCCGCCCGCAAGAGAUCCCGGCCGGAGUCCGCCAACGGAGGCUCCGCAGGCGGGAAGCGCUCGAGAGGUAACGCCUCGCUUUCCCGUCUCUCCCCGCCCCCCGCAUAUGCUUUCUAUAUGUCUCGUCGUUGGGUCUCGUCCUGUCGUGUGCCUCCUGCCGCUGGAUCUGCAGCCUCGGCGCUCUCAAGGAUGUCUCUAGGUUCCGGUCCGCGAGCGUGCACUGUUGGGUGCCCCUUUGGUGAGGGCUGUCACUUCGCGCACUUUGUCCCUGGUGGAUACCAGGCAGUAUCAAAAUCACACAGCCUAGGCCAUGCUGCUGUGUCUGCAGCGUCAAGAGCUCCUGCGGAUCAUGCUGCUUCUGGUGUCAAAACACGCAUGUGCACCAAGUACAACACUGCAGAAGGCUGCAAGUUUGGUGACAAGUGCCAUUUCGCCCACGGCGAGAGGGAGCUUGGCAGGCCACCAUCCUCCUACAUGUCCCAGGAAAGUUCCUAUGCUCCUCCUAUGGGUGGUCGAUAUGGAGGUCGACACGAACCACCUCCGCCAGCUUCAAUGGGCCCUCCAGCCGGAAACUUCGGCGCCUCGUCUACCUGCAAGGUCAGUGUUGACGCCGCUCUCGCCGGAGGCAUAAUCGGGAAGGGCGGGGUCAACACGAAGCAGAUCUGCCGCAUCACGGGGGUCAAGCUCUCGAUACGCGACCACGAAUCAAACCCAGACCUGAAGAACAUUGAGCUGGAAGGCAGUUUCGACCAGAUAAAGCAAGCCAACGACAUGGUGCGUGAUCUCAUUGCCAGCAUCAGCGCCAGCACGCCGUCGAAGAACCCUGCCGGCACAGCGGCCCCAGCAGGCCGAGGCGGCGGCGGUGGCGGUGGUCCUGGAGGCAGGAGCAACUACAAGACCAAGAUAUGCGAGAACUUCCUCAAGGGCACCUGCACUUUCGGCGAGCGCUGCCACUUCGCCCAUGGCGAGACCGAGCAGCGGAAGGGUGCCGCCGUCUGA